Molecule: messenger RNA, 2047 nt
Organism: Cydia fagiglandana
Lineage: Eukaryota; Metazoa; Arthropoda; Insecta; Lepidoptera; Tortricidae
Product: zinc finger protein 879-like
Exons: 12
Coding region: 104-1858 (584 amino acids)
Biological process (GO): regulation of transcription by RNA polymerase II
Cellular component (GO): chromosome
Molecular function (GO): chromatin insulator sequence binding
Source: RefSeq, a predicted model, not a curated record
UGCAAAAUGAUGCUUCCAUUUGUCGAUUUGUUUAUUUAUUAAUUUAUAUACAUUUACUGACUAAAAUUAAUAUUUAAAUUGAAUGAGUUUUUAACUAACAAUAAUGGCUGCUCAAGACCGUAAUUUCUGCUGCGGCUGCCUCAGUGCGGACCGAAAAAUGUUAGCACUUGAAGACUUUUGGACUAAGCAGAGUUUUUUGCAAAUUUUACGAGAAAUACCGGUAUAUAAACCAGAGGAGCAUGUGCCUGAGUGGUUGUGUUGGGAGUGUGAGGCGCAGUUGCGGCGCUUCACGAAGUUUAAACAGCAAGUUUCACAUAGCUUUAAUAUUUUGCGGACAUAUGAUAUGCAGAAACAUGACGUGAAACUCCCGUACCUGAAACCAAAAUUAACCAUUCACAAGCUUACGAACAUAAAUGUUCCCGAAAUCCCUCCUGAACCAGAGACAGACAUAGAGUUACCAAUAACAUAUGAAUACGAAACCACUGACGUGCCUCAAGAUGAUAUCAAACUCGAAAAUCAAAUCAAAUCCGAAAUUGACUCGCAUUCAGACAACGAUGAUUUACUUAUAAACUACGUACAGAAAAAGAAGAAGGUUAAGAAAAAGAGAAAGAAACCUGAAUUGUUUAAAGAGAUAGAACUGACGGAGACGGAGAUAGAGGGAGAGAGACGUGAGAUGGAGUUGAGCUUUGAGUAUGUGCAUGCAAUGUUCCGGUGUGAGAAGUGUAUAGUCUCCUUUCCUAAUGCGGAGAUGAUGAAGGAGCAUGAGUCAGUGAAACAUGAACAGAACGCGGCACGCCACAGAUGUCCAAUUUGCACGUGCUCCUUCGUGUCCGAGAUAUCGUACAACUACCACGCGAACAAACACAGGCGGCGCUACGAGUGUAGUGUUUGCCAGGCUCGGUUAAGAAGCAAGCGGGCUGCGCAGAAACAUUAUACUACCACCCAUGGAAUUGAACCAAGUCCAGAGAAAGCUCAGGUUGAGGAUGUUUCAAUCACUAAUACAAACGGUGUAAAGUCUGAAGUCACGUUCCCUUGCGAGCUGUGCGCGAAGACGUUCAAAUGGAAGACGUCAUUAAGGAAGCAUUUGGAGACGCAUCGCAUAGAGGCCGGGCAGAAACGGCGGCCGUAUUGCGAGCCCUGCAAAAUGUCGUUCACCACGACUUCCAACCUCCAGAAGCACGUCAAGACCAGCUCCAAACACCAGAUCCAGUUGAAACUCAGAAAGCUAGAAGACACGGUACCAGAAGAGUCAACGACACCAGAGAAGCAGCGCGCUCUGGUAGAAGAGAUCAAGUGCUCGGUGGCGGCGGCGCGCCAGCUGUACCCGUGCGCGCACUGCGGCCGCCGCUUCCAGUGGCGCGGCAACCUGCUGCGGCACAUGCAGAGCCACGCCGCCAGGGCCAACGGCGAGCUGGUGUGCGCGCCGUGCAACAGGACCUUCUCGUCGGUGGCCACCUACAAGCAGCACAUGCGGCUGUCUAGAGCACACGUCUCCGAACAGGACUUUCCCCACGCGUGCGACGAGUGCGGGCGGCGCUUCGCCAACAAGACGCGGCUGCAAGACCACGUCGACUGGGACCACAGGAGACACUUCGCGCACCACUGUACACAGUGCCAGAAGGUAUUCAAGAGCCACACGUCCCUGUACCUCCACAAGCAGGUGGUCCAUAAGAAGGAGCACGCGGAACAUCUCUGCGACCACUGCGGGAAACCAUUCCCGAACCACGCGAAGCUCCGCAGCCACAUAAUAGCGCUCCACACGUCCGAGUCCCCCUACAAGUGUACCUCUUGCGCGAUGCGUUUCAGCUGGCACUCGUGUCUAUCGCGCCAUGUACGGAGAGUGCACAAGCGCAAGUGAUGUCUCUACACUUGCACAAGUGACGCAAGUAACGCAAGUGUCUUGCGCGGCUAGGUUACGCUGGCACUCCUGUCUAUCGCGAAAUGUACGGAGAGUGCACAAGCGCAAGUGAUGUCUCUACACUUGCACAAGUGACGCAAGUAACGCAAGUGUCUUGCGCGGCUAGGUUACGCUGGCACUCGUGUCUAU